AAAAUGUCUGAUGAUGAAUGUUUCGGUCCAGCACUUCCUCCAGGACUCACUAAUCCAAGACAAGAAGAAAUUAAACAGAAAUCUAACAGUGAGAGCAGACAUGGGAUAGGACCGCAGCUUCCCCCAAACAUCCAAUCAGAGUCUGCAGAUUCAUCGUCAGAUGAAGAGGCCUCCAGCAUUGGUCCCUCACUACCACCACACAUCAGGUCAUCUCACACCCAAUCACAAAGUUCAGAAAAGGCCACACCCCCAACAUCUGAAUCAAAGUCACCUGAAAGUUUGUCAACUAUUGGUCCAUCACUUCCUCCACAUUUAACAGCUAAAUUCAAGUGUUCUAAUGACAGUGAUUCAAGAACUGAUUCGAUUGGUCCAUGUUUACCUGGUGAUCAAAGUUCAAACAGUGCAACAAAAGAUGAUAAUGUGAUUGGUCCAUGCCUGCCCCCUCAUUUACAAAGAAACACCCAGUCUUCUUCAUCAAGAGAAGAAGAUGAAGAUGACAGUGAUCUCAAUGGACCUCUUCCUACUGAAAUGACAGCAGGGAAUUCACAGAGCAGUUUUUCUGCAGAGUUUGAAAGAAGGGCUCAGAAAAUGAGGGAUCAGCUGGAUGGAAAAAAUGAACCAGAAAGCCAACCCAAACGAGAGUCCUGGAUGACAGAGCUACCAGACUGCCUUGGACAAAAUAUUGGAUUGACUGCUCGAACAUUUCGUGCCAAUGCUGGGCCAGACAUGAGUGACCGGUCCAUGUGGACAGACAGUCCAGCGGACAGAGCCAGAAAGGAGAAGGAGGGGGAUAAAGGAAACAGAAAAAGAUCACACAAUGAGACAGCUUCUAGCAGCAGAGAUCAACAGAUCAAGUCAGAGGUGGACAAGUUCAAUGUAAGUAGUCUCAGAUAA
This is a messenger RNA of Saccostrea cuccullata (small rock oyster), 894 nucleotides long. Its product is annotated as GPALPP motifs-containing protein 1-like. The record is from RefSeq and is a predicted model, not a curated record. The transcript is spliced from 4 exons. Lineage: Eukaryota; Metazoa; Mollusca; Bivalvia; Ostreida; Ostreidae. Bases 4 to 894 code for a protein of 296 amino acids.